This is a messenger RNA of Mya arenaria, 4468 nucleotides long. RefSeq lists its product as uncharacterized. The coding region runs from base 140 to 1981 and encodes 613 amino acids. The record is from RefSeq and is a predicted model, not a curated record. Gene Ontology annotation, biological process: response to hormone; intracellular iron ion homeostasis. NCBI's taxonomy places the organism in Eukaryota, Metazoa, Mollusca, Bivalvia, Myida, Myidae. Gene Ontology annotation, molecular function: transcription coactivator activity. The transcript is spliced from 7 exons.
UUUUUACGUUUUGAUGAUGUGACGUCUCAACAGUAAAUAGGUCAAGUUCGAGGACGAUUUCUGACAGUUGUCGCGUGCGGCUCGCUGAAGGAAAACAAACAAAAAUCGGAAGUUGAAUGUGAGAUCGCCAUCCUUGAAAAUGAGUGUGAAGUCUGACCGUGCAGAGAAGACAAUGUCUGAGAGAAUCUCCGCCCUGGAGCAGGCCCUGCGACGAAUCGGGGACGCCAAGAGACAGCUCAGUAGAAACACAGCUGAGGCCAAGUCUCACAUCCAGUGUAACAUCAGUCGUCAGCUGGAGGCGCUGAGGAACCGUGAGGUGUGGCUGCUCAACCAGCUGGACGUUGUGUCGUCUGCCAAGGAGGAGGUCCUCCAGCAGCAGUCUGUACGCCUGCACAAGACACUCGGUGUGCUCCAGAGCUCAGCCCGCUUCCCCAACUCCGCCGUGGACUCUAACCUACCCAGGCUGGAUGUCAGUGAUCUACAGCCAGAGGAGACCCCACACGUUUCAUUCCGUGGGGACCCCGUCAAUCUCCGGGAGGCCAUCAUGAACUAUGGUAAGAUUGACCACACAAGCGUACCCGCCCUCCACUCCCCGUUCCUGCCCUCCAACCAGCGGGCACCCAGCCUUCCCAAACACUUUGAAGACUAUGAUGAUGCGGAGCACCAUGUCUUGUAUAAGACAGUGGAAGAGAUCAACCGUGGAAAGAUGGACAACCCUUGUGUGUAUGUGAACAUCCCGAAGUUGUCUACCCGAGUGGAAGAUUGGUUGAUGUACCCGCUGACUUCGGCUUCAACUAGCAUGCCAGAGUCAAGAUUCUCCUUCCCCAAACUCUCAGACAAUCUGGCAGACUGGCUUAAGGCUCCGAUCAGGGUGUCUGCCAGUCAGUCAGCCCCUGUGGGAGUCUUGCCACAGACAGGGGGAAGCAGAUCCAGGGGCGCCCCACGGGUGGAGGGGAUGUCCACAGAUGCCAGUAUCAAGACAUGGCUAACCAAUAUCAAGCAGACUCCACAUGAAGAGGAUGAAGAAGACUAUGACUUUGUGGAGGAGAUGUCAGACACACGGACUGUAUGCAGUGUGGAAGGCCUGGCCAGUCUGGCCCACUCUGGAGGUGGGGAUGGGACUUGGCUUUCUGCACCCAAACUUCUCCCACCCACCAACCUAACACUCAGCACUAAAUCAAAGAUACAAUCAGAGCCGAACGAGAUAUGGUUGCUGAAGCCAACACAGUGCCUGCAGACGUGUCAGAUACAAUCCAGUGUGGACAUGAGCCGCUACCUGGGAAACAUACGGGAAGAGCUUGACCAAUGGCUGGUCACUUCCAGUCACCACAUAAACCAGGCAAGCAAGACUAAGGAAGAUAGCGCUAAUCAGCGACUGUGUCCAGAGGUUCCCUCUUCCCCGACACAGAGGUCAAAGCCUGUGGAAGACAAGGGCACAGUCAGCAAGUGGCUGAAGACGUCAAUACCCUCCAGGUCCAGCUCUGCAUCCUUGGUGUCAUCUGCCAGUAGUUCCAGCUUCACAGGCCUAUCCACUCCUGGCCUCAGCCACUGGCUCCUACAUGGAGGCAGCAAUGACACCCCCAGUCAGGAUUGUCCUCCCUGUGCUUUUAUGGAAAAAUAUAAAGCUGGUACACAGAAUAUGGACUGGAUAAAAACUGACAAGAUCAGUAAGAAUGCUUCAAUAAAGGCCAACAAUCCUUUUGAAAAAUUUACAUCAAGCAGAUUUGAGCCUUCAGAAUGGUUAAAGCCUUUCAGCACUAAAUCAUUUGUCCCUGAUAAUGGCCCCUCACCCCUUGAUAAUUUUAUCAGCUGCCAGAAGGCAUCCCCAAUGUCAGCAUGGCUGCUGAGGCCUGGUGUUGGGGAGCCUCAGCCCCCACGCUGUUUUGAUCGUGUCAUUGAGCAGGAGGGUGCGAUCUGGCUUUUCCCAACCUCGGACACCUGCCCCCUUGAGAAUGACCUGCUGGAGGAAGACCUGUGCUGACCACACACACAUUUGUGAACUUUAAUUACUUUAUAGAUUACUGACUUUUUUUUAAUAGAUUUUUAGCUAAAUCGGAAGAUAUUUAUUUUCGAAAUACACUUUAUUUCAUUGAGGAAUAUAUUUUCCAUAUAAGGGCAUUUUUGUGAAUAUGAGUUGAUUUGAGCAACUUCUUAAAGCUGUAAGUGUAUAUAGGGUAUAUAUAGGAUCUGUCCCAUAUUGUGGUCUAAAUUAAAACCGGUACACACUUUUAUUCAACAAGUUUUGGAAAAGUUUUAGUGAGGGAGCUUACUAAGAUAUAUCCUGGAGAAGUCAGAGAAGUCAAAUAAAUUUGUAUUUUAUUUUAUGAUGAGUAUCAGAUUCUUUUUAUUACAUGCAUUUUUGGUAAAAAAUAUCAACUUAAACUAAAGUAACAAAAAUUAAGUACUUGUUUCAGAGGUGAAAUUCAUCGCAAAAAUUGUAGUAACCGUAAUAAAUUAAAACAAUAUGUACAUCUUAUCAUUGUAAGUAGAACUGCUUGAUAAUUCUUAUUAUCAUGAAAGAAAAGUGAGAAAUUAAAUGUACGACUUACAGGAAUAUGAUCACUAUUAGCGUCCCAGAUUCCAGCAAUUUAUCAAUUAUUUUUUCAAAUUAAAUAGCUUGUAAACAAGCAGAGUGACCAAAGGAAAUUCAGCAAUGUUACCGGAAACCAGGUCUAAACAUGUAAUACAAUUGUUGAGGUGAUACAUUAAGUCUUAGAUUAAAAUUGACAACCACAUAAAAAUUGCUUUCAAAUUAUUACGUUAUAUUUGUAUAUGAAUGAGAUGUUUAAAAUAUAGCAGACUGUGCUUUUGUAAAUAGUUGUUUUUUUGUUUUUGCUUUGAAUAAAUGAUACAUGAUCAUCAUUGAUUACAAGGUUGUGACCUCCAGUACAGUUGAUGUUGGUGAAGUAUUUUAGUAAAAAAUAAAUAUUUCCUUGAAGUUGUUAUAGCUUAUCCGUUUUGAUGCUUGGCAUGAAUUGUAUUAUUACCAUCAUUAUUUUCCUUACAAGGUGCAGUUUCAAAUAUUCAGUAAAGAUUUGCCAGGCACUUUAUCUUACAUCAAAAUGAUACAACAAUUGUGAUAUCACCAUUGUGCUGCAUGAAUUUGCUUCCUUUAAAACAUUAUAUUUUCACAAAACAAACUUUAGUUUGAUAUUAUGUUAAUUUUAAAAUUACUUGAGUGAUAAUUUACAUAUUUUUAUUUCUCCCAGUUCACAUGAAUUAUUCAUGGUGUUUAUACAAAAUAUCAUGUAUUCAAGAAGACAGCUCAGGGCCUGUAUUACAGAAGCAUCUUAACGGCGCACAAUUUAGGUUGGUGUAAAAAAUAUAAGCAAUAUAAAAUUUUGGCGCUUUUUUAACAUGGGAAUUUGUGGACAUGUAGCUAUUAAUUGAACACCCCACUUAUUUUAUUCAAAAAUCCCAUUUAUUAAACUUUUCUUUAUCUAUACACUAAACAAAAUUCCUCACCGGCCACUUAGUAAAGUAACCUUCUUGAAAAGUGCAUUAAGUAUAAUCAAUAUACAGUUCAGUAUUCGAUAUCUGCCAUCUCGUGGCAUUAUUCUUUGAAAAAUUCAGCUAAAUCGAAGCAUAAACGGCAGAGAAAACACAGUUCAUAUGCGGUUACUCCUAAAUCCAUAAGUCACAAGGAAAAGCAAUAACUAUGCAAAUUCCAUAGGGAAUCAAAAUUUUAACCUAGAUGGUAAUGUUAAAGUUGAACAUUCAUUUGAACUAAUUAAGCCGUUGAUGACUGUGUUUCAGUCUCACAUAUGAUGUAAUACCAUUUUAAAGUGACUAAGGGUGGUAUUUUUUAUUUUUCUUCCUUUACACGCUAUGUUAGAUUUUGUCACUUAUGAUUGAGGGUGUUGUCAUUCGAGACACUAUCUUUUUGACAACGCGAAAUAUGUGAACCAAGUUUUCACAGCAUGUGUACGAUACAAUGGUCUUUUCGUGAAACUAAUUUGUAAUUAGGCGUAUUUCACAGGGAUAGGAAUAUUAGAAGAUAACUUAGGUGGCCGGUUAGGAAUUUUGAUUAGUGUAUAUAAGUCGUAUGUUGUUUUUUUGUGUUUUGUUUGUUUUGAGCAUUAAAGUCAAAAGAGUUAAACAUUAUAAAAAGAGUUGAGAUUGAGAUUUGACUGAGUAAUUUCGUGAUAGUGGGGACAUUGAUUGGAAUCGCUUCACAGAUUGAGAAUGCAUGCAUGCACUCGCUGUUAUGCAUUAUAGAUGUACAUGUCAACAUGUGUAUUCUUCUGGUGAUUUAUACAGUGUACUUAAUAUGUAACGUAUUCAUGUAUUAGUCUCUCAUUAUAUUGUCAUAUAAUGAAUAAUUGUAUCAUAUUACUGAGGUGUAUGGUUACAUGUAUACUAUAGGCUUUGCUCUGUGCAGUUGCAACUUUAUUCCCACCAAGCCAACAUGCAUAGCAAUGUUAGUUUUAUUGUUUGUGUUGAACCAAAAAUAAACGGAUGAACACUC